AUGAACCAGUCUGAACUGACAACGGGCUCGGUGCUCACUGCCAACAGCAGUCAUGGAGACUUCUUUCCUGGCAGGGCUGCCAACCACUCUUGUCCCUUGGGCUGGGGUCUGAACGAAGGCCUAGAGGCUUGCGUCCUGGAGACUGCUGUCAUUGUACUUCUGACAGUGCUCAUUAUUGCAGGGAACCUGACGGUGAUCUUUGUGUUCCACUGUGCCCCUCUGCUACACCACUACACCACCAGCUACUUCAUCCAGACCAUGGCAUAUGCUGACCUGCUGGUGGGUCUUAGCUGCCUGGUGCCCACCCUGUCUCUGCUCCACUACCCAGCAGGUGUCCAGGAACCCAUCACAUGCCAGGUCUUCAGCUACGUCAUCUCUGUUCUGAAGAGUGUUUCAAUGGCCUGCUUGGCUUGUAUCAGUGUGGACCGCUACCUGGCCAUAACUAAACCACUGUCUUACAACCAGCUGGUGACGCCAUGCCGGCUACGAGGGUGCAUUACCCUAAUCUGGGUCUACUCUAGCCUGGUUUUCUUGCCCUCCUUCUUUGGCUGGGGUAAGCCAGGCUAUCAUGGGGACAUUUUUGAGUGGUGUGCUCACUCUUGGCCCACCUCUGCCCUCUUUACAGGAUUUGUGGUGUGUAUGCUCUAUGCGCCUGCUGCGCUUGUGGUGUGUUUUACCUAUUACCAUAUCUUUCGCAUUUGCCAGCAGCACAACAGGGAGAUCAGUGAACGGCGGGCACGUUUCCCCAGCCAGGAGAUGGAGGCUGGUGAGGGGGGUGGUGGUGGGCAUCACGGAGGGCAUGGACCAGAUCGGCGCUAUGCGAUGGUGCUGUUUCGCAUCACCAGUGUUUUCUAUAUGCUUUGGCUGCCCUACAUAAUCUACUUCUUGCUAGAGAGCUCCCAUGUGCUGGAUAACCCUGCCCUCUCCUUCAUCACCACCUGGCUUGCCAUAAGCAACAGCUUUUGCAACUGUGUCAUCUACAGCCUGUCUAAUAGUGUGUUCCGACUGGGCAUGCGCAGGCUCUCACAGACAAUUUGCUCCUUUAGCCACUGCGCAGCUGAUGACGGGGACUUCGGGGAGCCUAAACCAAGGAAGAGGGCAAACUCAUGCUCCAUCUGAAGGGAAGACUUUACUGCUGGGAUCAACAAAUGGGGAACAUGAAUCUUA
Messenger RNA from Perca flavescens (yellow perch), 1167 nucleotides. It is a transcript of the gene gpr52, whose product is annotated as G protein-coupled receptor 52. Gene Ontology annotation, biological process: G protein-coupled receptor signaling pathway. Gene Ontology annotation, molecular function: G protein-coupled receptor activity. The coding region runs from base 1 to 1119 and encodes 372 amino acids. Gene Ontology annotation, cellular component: membrane. The transcript has a single exon. NCBI's taxonomy places the organism in Eukaryota, Metazoa, Chordata, Actinopteri, Perciformes, Percidae. The record is from RefSeq and is a predicted model, not a curated record.